AAGAUCCUGCCUAGCCUAUGUCACGGUCUGGGUCAAGGUCUGAAAGCUAUGAACGUAUAAGCGUGUUGUAUACGGGACGGCAAGAUGGAGAUGAUAAAACGAAAGAUGGUGAUUGUGCCUUUAAUUCAUCGCAUUCACUUGGAACGACGGCCAUGGUCUGCUCGACGCUGGUGGUGGUGACUUUCGUUGUAUCCUUCUUCCUUGUUUCAAUUCCCAACCCUUCCGAGGCAUCGCUCCUGGAUGACCAGCACGUCCUCUUGCUUACAAAAGCUUCGCUACAGGAUCCUCUCGAGCAGCUCAAGGGAUGGACGAACCGAAGCUCCAUUUGCUCGUGGCGAGGCGUGACUUGCGACGAGAGAGAGCUCGCGGUGGUGGGAUUGAAUCUCUCGUCCAUGGGUCUCGGAGGCCGGCUCGACACCUUGCAUCUCCUCGGCAGGCUCGAGAGCCUGACGCUUCUCAAUCUCGAGAACAACAAUCUGCAAGGCUGGAUUCCACCACAAAUCGCCAACCACACCCUCCUGGAAGAGCUCCACCUUGGAGGCAACCCCCUCGCCCCAGCAUCCAUCCCCGAGCAGCUCUGUUGCCUCCAUAGCUUGCGAGUUCUAGAGCUCGACAGCUCCAAUCUUCACGGCUCCAUUCCAGGCUGCUAUGGAAAUUUCACCAGGAUGGAGAAGCUGCUGCUCAAGGAGAACUUCCUCACAGGCCCAAUCCCGGACUCCCUCUCGAGAAUGGAAGCUCUGCAAGAGCUCGACCUUGCCGCCAACACGCUCACUGGGCCCAUUCCACCGUCGCUGGGUAGCCUCCAAAAUCUCCGGAUCCUCUACUUGUGGCAAAACCAGCUCUCCGGAAGAGUUCCACCGCACUUGGGAAACCUCACCAUGCUUGAAUGCUUCGAUGUUGCCAACAACGGCCUCGGAGGGGAGCUUCCACGGGAACUGUCCAACUUGCGAAACCUGAGGGAGUUCCACGUGUUUAAAAACAGCUUCACUGGAGAAUUCCCUCCAUGGAUCGCGGAGCAUCCUUAUCUUGUGGAUAUCGGCCUGACGGUGAAUCAAUUCUACGGUCCCAUCCCGCAGAAUCUCGGAGUUAACAGCAAGCUGCAAGGAAUGGAUCUGGGAACCAACAAGUUCACAGGUGAGAUUCCACCAAACUUGUGCAUGCACAACGAGUUGGUUUACCUGGUUCUUCUUGAAAACGAGCUGUCGGGGCCGAUUCCACGAGGAUUACUCCAGUGUCAAACGUUGAAAAGGCUAAGGUUGGAGAACAACAACCUCACGGGUGACAUCAACUUCGACGCGCCGGCUCUCACCAUAGCGAUAAUCCGCAAGAAUAAUCUGGAUGGCGGCCUGUUUAUAGAAGCGAGGAGUAACAUGUCAGCACUGCAAACGCUGGAUCUACGCUCGAAUCGAAUGAAAGGCGACUUACCAGAGAAGCUGAGCUCGCUCACGGGUUUGCAGAAGCUUCUGUUGGCCGGAAAUCGUUUCUCCGGAAGCAUUCCUCGCAACCUCGGCUUCAAGUUGAAGCAGCUCGAAGUCCUUGAUCUCAGUGACAACAAUCUCGAAGGAGGGAUACCCCUGUCGGUUUCCAGCUGCAGCAACCUGGUCACGCUCAAUCUCAGCAGGAACAGCCUCAGUGGGACGAUUGCUCUUGAGAGGAUGGACAAGCUUAACGCACUGGAUCUCUCGCACAACCAGCUUCACGGUGGAAUACCUCUGGCCAUUGGACGAUCUCCUGCUCUUGAGAACCUUGAUCUCUCGUUCAACAAUCUGUCCGGAGAGGUGCCGGCCUUUUGCAAGAGGAUGGUGACCGACAUCACAGGGAAUCCCAUGCUCUGUUGGCCAGAGCAGUGCAAACUCGAGGAAAAAGACGUGGAGCGGCAAGUACUUCACACCAGGGCCCUGUAUAUCGCGGUAGCAACGAUCUCCACGGUCGCGUUUAUUCUGAUCGUUGGGAGCUGCCUGUCAUUCUGCUGCCCGCCAUACAAAAACCGGGAGCUUGAAAAAAAGAAGUGGGAGAUAAAUUGGUACCAUACCAAGAAAGGGUCCGUGGAAGACGUCUUGGAGUGUGUGGAGAAGGGUGACAAACUCGUAUCUGGCCGAAGAAGCAGUGUUUAUGUAGGGAUGCUGAAGGACCAUGGCAUUCGAGUUGCUGUGAAGAAGCUCCAGGCAACAGAUGAUAGCCGAUGGGAGUUUGACGCUGAGGUUGCAACACUGGGAGCGAUGCGGCACAGAAACGUUGUCAAGCUGCUUGCUUCCUGCACAGACGGAGAAACUUAUCUCUUGGUAUAUGAAUAUAUGCCAAUGGGAAACCUGAGGGGACUCCUUCAUGGUAAGAUGGCGAAGAGCGUCAGCCUUGGGUGGGACAAGCGGAUUGAUAUCAUCUGCGGCAUAGCCGAUGGACUUGCGUACUUGCACCACGACUACGGCCCCAAAGUCGUCCACCGAGACGUCAAGUGUGAGAACAUUCUCUUGGAUGCGGACAUGCAACCCCGACUGGCAGAUUUCGGCCUAGCCAAGCUAUUGAAUUGCAAUAAACCUUGCACUGCUUCCAAGUUCGCUGGAAGUCACGGCUACAUUGCUCCAGAGUAUGCUUACACCCUGAAAGUCGACGAGAAGGCGGACGUGUACAGUUUUGGGAUCGUGAUGUUGGAAGUGGUGACGGGAAAAAUGGCCACAUGGAGAGAUCACAGGAACGAUCUGGACCUGGUGGAAUGGGCCAAGGGAAAAUCAGUGACGGAGCUUGCAGUAGAAGCUGACACGGAGAGCUAUGCAUUGGUGCUGGAGAUAGCUCUAAGCUGCGUAGAGAAGUGUCCGAGCCGGAGGCCUACGAUGGAAAUGGUCGUAGAAAGGCUCAGUGUCGUGAGGAGGAAAGGAAAACUUACAGGUUUAGAGAAGGAUAAGGUGGAUGGAAGCGAAGGAAGUGCUGAAAAACUUGAAGCUGGCAUCGAAGACUGUCAAGAUGGGAGAAAUGCCGGAGUACAGUCGAAAACUGUGACACUACCAUCGUAUUCCUUUCCUUAGUGCCCCUCGCCUAGUGUCAGUUCAAGAGACUCUGUAAAGACUAAAACUCAAGGAGAUGACGACUGAAGACUAGAAAAGCAAAUUUCCUUACACUGUGUGGGCCUCUUAGUAAUUUCGAUUCUGUCCAUUAUUGUGUGAGACUGCUGCUAUUGCGGCCAAAGAAGAUAUAUUCAUGCACUCA
This is a messenger RNA of Selaginella moellendorffii, 3201 nucleotides long. RefSeq names its product leucine-rich repeat receptor-like serine/threonine-protein kinase BAM2. The coding region runs from base 18 to 3020 and encodes 1000 amino acids. The record is from RefSeq and is a predicted model, not a curated record. Gene Ontology annotation, molecular function: ATP binding; protein kinase activity; protein binding. Gene Ontology annotation, biological process: protein phosphorylation. The transcript is spliced from 2 exons. NCBI's taxonomy places the organism in Eukaryota, Viridiplantae, Streptophyta, Lycopodiopsida, Selaginellales, Selaginellaceae.